UGAGGAAGCACGCAGCCUGUCUGACUGAGGAGUUGGUGCUGCAGCAGCAACCGCAGAAACAGCAGCUACGCUCAUGUUGUUGACGGAUGACUUUUGAAAGGCAGGAAAUGAGAGAAGUAGAGCGUUAGAACCAGAGAGGACGACUUCAUCUGCCAUAGCACAUGCAACGACCUACAAGAGAGAAGUGCAUCAGAAGGGAAACAGGCCGUAGAUAGUUGAUGGAACCUGGAUUGAGAGUCCCACGCUAAGAAUUUGCAAUGGGCAUUGAGGAGAAAGAUUCAGAGCCUGCGGCGUUGCAACCAUCGAAGGAGCAAGGGACAGCAGAGAGAGAAAAGGAUUUCCCUGGUGAGGCUCCACAGACAUCCGAAGCCGCCGACCCCCUCAACACGUACAAGUGGCACACCGGCUCCAAGGGAGCGCUCAACGAACUGAAGGACGGAGAGGGAGGCACCGCCGCUUCCACGUCCACCAUCGACAAGAUUCAGAAGGCCUCCACCAAUAAAUGGAGCAAAAUGCAAAACUGGCGGAAAGCCCUGAGCGAGGACCCCGGAGAGAAGAACUCUGCUGUCGCUGUCAAAGGUGGAGAGAGAACCAAGCCUGAUAAAUGGGCAGGAGUAACCAGAAAGAGCCCGUUCAGGAGGGCCUAUUCCGAGCCUCCCGGAUCCCUUUUCUCGGCUGUGCCUCCGUCCUCCAGCCCCACCAGCCCGACGCAGGCGGCAGCAUCCUCACCUGCUGCUGGGGCGGCUGCAGAGGCCCCGGGGGGGGCCUCCACUGACCCUUCGCAGAAAGGAGGCGGAGGGGCGCUCUUUAAAAAAUACUUGUGGAACGUAACGCAGAAGCUUAAGAAGCCCCGGCUGCAGAGUCGCAACAGCACGCACGCUUUACUGCCUGAAGUGGAUGAAGCUGGAGUGACGUCAGCGCACCCAAACGAGCUCCCGAGGCUGCACUGGGCCCCGGCUCAGGAGGUCCCCUUGUGGGACAUCUCCAGCUGCAUCCUUGAAGAUGGACAGAUUCUCAUCUCUCAGGAGGAUGAUCCGACGAUGUGGAUGCGGAGCCGAGUCAGCAGCCUCUUGUCCAACGCCAGCAUGCGAAACCUCACAGAAAUCGACGGAGAAUGCAGUCCGGACCACAUGGGAAUGUCGGGGGCCAGCGGCCCUCGGCCGAAGAGCCACGACGGAGGUGUGAGGGGGCUGAUCAAGAGACGCCUGGCUAAAAGAAGCAGCACCACCCAGCUCAGCCCGGGGCUCAGCAUAGGAAGCAGGCACUAUGGUUCCCGGGAGUCUGUGUCCAUCCCAGUGGGGAGUCUGGAUCUGAGCGCUGACACCAGCACCGUCAUCAGGCCCGUCCACAGCUCCAUCCUGGGCGAGAAGUACUGCUUUGAGGUGAUAAAUUCAGAGAACACCCACUGCUUCGGCUGCUCCUCAGCUGCCGAACGGGACCGCUGGAUUGAGGACCUGAGAAGGGCUGCCCAGCCUAAUAAAGACAACAUUGAGCGAACAGAGAACUCACUGUGUCUCUGGGUUAACGAAGCGAAAGAUCUGCCACCCAAACGCCGUUACUACUGCGAGCUCCACCUGGACGGGACCCUGUUCGCCCGCACCAGCAGCCGAGCCGUCGGGAAGCCGCCCAACCGCUCCAGCAUGGCAGGGGACGCCUCCAACGGCUCAGGCCCAGGAACCAGCGGAGGCUCAAAUGUGGGCUGCCAACUGUUUUGGGGGGAAUUUUUUGAGCUUGACAACCUGCCCUCAGUCUCCCAAAUCAGCCUGCACCUUUUCCGUGAGGAAGACCCAAAGAAAAAGCGCCACUCCCGAGAGGAGUCCAGCCUGCAUCCACUUGGCAACGUGGUAAUCCCCAUCGCUGAUAUCCAAGGGAGGACCUACCAGGAGAAGUGGUACCCCAUCACUCCAUACAAGGCUGCAGGGACUGCAGGGAGCAAGGAGACCUUGGGGCCACAGGCUUCCCUCCGCAUCAAGGCUCGUUUCCAGAAUUUGAAAGUGCUGCCGAUGGAGAAAUACAAAGAGUUUGCAGAAUACGUGACGGUGGGUUAUGUGGACAUGUGCCAAAACCUGGAGCCGCUCCUGAAUGUGAAGGAGAAGGAAGAGCUGGCAGGAGCUCUGGUGCAUGUGCUGCAGAGCAUCGGCAAAGCCAAGGAAUUCCUCAUCGAUUUGGGCAACGCAGAGGUGGAGCGACUAGGAGAGAAGGAAGCGCUGAUCUUCAGAGAGAACACUCUGGCCACUAAAGCUAUAGAUGAAUAUAUGAAGCUGGUGGGCCAGAAGUAUCUCAUUGACACACUAGGGGACUUUAUCAACCGCCUCUACGCGUCGGCGGAGAACUGCGAAGUUGACCCACGUAAAUGUACCGGCGUUGACGUGUCGAACAACCAGAGGCACUUGAGGGAGACCGUUGAGGAGGUGGUGCAGAAGAUCGUUGGGAACCACGGGCCUUUUCCAGAAGAAUUACACAAGAUCUUCUCCAGCUGGACGGAGCUGUGCCAGGACAAGGGCAAAGCAGAAAUUGGCCAGCGCCUCAUCUCUGCUUCACUCUUCCUCCGCUUCUUAUGUCCCGCUAUUCUGAGCCCUUCUCUUUUCGGUCUGACACAACCUUAUCCAGAGCCAAACACCCUGCGCACGCUGACCUUAACUGCCAAAGUCAUCCAGAAUCUGGCCAAUUUCACCACGUUUGGAGAGAAGGAAGAGUACAUGCUCUUCAUGAAUGAUUUCCUGCAGCAGCACUGGGAUGGAAUGAGGGGCUUUCUGCAAACAGUGUCCAAUCCAGACACAGAAAUCCCAAUGACAUCCUUUGAUGGAUAUGUGGAUUUGCCCUUGCGUUUAGCUGUGCUCCAGGGCCUGCUAGUAGACAUCAUCCACAAGAAGGACGAGGACACGAUUGAGAGGCUGCACCCUCUGCCCUCAAUCCUCAACCAGAUAACAGAGUCCCUCGGUCCUGAGGCCCUUCGGAUCGCUGUUAAAAAUCAAAAUGAGCAAUCCAAGCCGCUGUACGUCCUCCCUAAAGACCUACGCAAGUACAGUCCCCUGCAGUCCUCGCUCCACAGGAUGGAGUCCAAGGGCCCACAAGACAGCGACGGCAGGACUCCCAGAAGAACGAGAAAGGGACAGCCCCUCCAAAGGACUCAGAGUGCUCCACACAGACGUCCUCACGCAAAGCAAACCCUGAAGAGACAGAUAAGUUCUGAGGCCCUGCCAACAUCUGACCAGGAGCAAGAUCCGGAACCCAGCCAGCCAAAAAUCUCAGAACCUAAAUCCACCAUCAAGCGUGCAACCGCACCAGUUCCCUGGAUAGUCAACCCCAACAGGGACUCCAGGGAGGUGAAGACGGAAAAUGAGCAAUUCAGCUUACUGGACAGGCAUGCUCAAGAACUGUCGGAGCUCCGUCUGGGGAUCGAGCAGGUGACGGAGCGGGAGCUGGACAUGGCCAAGCGCCUGGAGGACUUCAUCAUCCAGAGCCAGGACCAGAAUGCAAUGCUGCAGUCAGAGGUCAGCGAGCUGCAGAACCUGCUGGCUGUGAGGGAGGAGCAGCUCGCCAGCGCCACCUUUAGGUUGGGUGUGAUUGAGGAGGAAAGGGAAGAGGAUGAGAGGAAACUAGGCGUUGCCAUGGCAGCAGCUGACAGAAUGAACGUUCUGGAGGAGCAAAUUGCAGGCCUCCUCCAGGAGCUUCAGCAGCUGAGCGAAGUCCACAAGAGCAGCCAGAACAACACGCAGCGCCCUGAAAAGCCAACUAUCAACAGCAACUGAGACCCGAAAGGGGACACAACUCAUCUUCACUUUCCGUUUGUUUUAAGUCCCACAAGUUUAUAACCUUGUUAACGUUGUUCGUGUGUUCCAUGAUGAACAAAAUAGCUGUGGAUUUCUGCUUUAGACCUGCAGAGCGCUACCCAAAGGGGCGGGGGGGGUCUCUGGGUGGAGCUGUACAGGUCGUUUCAUGCACUGUGAAGAACUAUGAUAAUGAAACAAAUGACAGCAGAAACGGGGAGGAGGAGGUACAUGUGACGUGUUGUCACUGUGAUGUCACCAAAGCAGAAUCUGUAAACCAUCGUGAUUUACCCAGGUGUUUAACUACAGCAGAACCGGCGUCCCAUCAAAAAUACCAGAGGACACAGACACAUCCUCAUUUAAUGAACGUGGAUAAAGAAUGCCCAAAUAAUUAAGACGAAGAGAGAUUUGUUCCAAAGCAGAAGCUUAGAAUUGCACAAUUUCAAAGAAUGCAAGUCUUUAUGUGAUUAAUAACUGUUGAAGUGGGGAUUUAAAUGCAAAUAUAGAGCUCCUGUGUGAAAUCUAGAGGAUUUUUCUGUAUUUUUACAAAUGUUUCUCUGCCUCAAAUGUGUUUCACUUCUAAAGCUUUUUGACGAAUAAAAACUAUAAAAUGUCCUCUUGGUUUGUUUCAAAAACUCCUUCCAAAUGGAACAAUGAUAUUUGCUGAAGUAGUAAAACAUUAGAGUGGUGUUGUGCAACAAAGGGAGUGCUGGUUCAGU
Messenger RNA from Cololabis saira (Pacific saury), 4489 nucleotides. RefSeq names its product RAS protein activator like 3 (gene rasal3). NCBI's taxonomy places the organism in Eukaryota, Metazoa, Chordata, Actinopteri, Beloniformes, Belonidae. The record is from RefSeq and is a predicted model, not a curated record. The transcript has 19 exons. Bases 258 to 3752 code for a protein of 1164 amino acids. Gene Ontology annotation, biological process: regulation of GTPase activity.